AUGGAUUAUUUGGAGAAAGAGUUGCGAAAUGCUGUUGAAUUGUUUCUUGGCGAUAAAUCUAGUCAUUUACAUGGAAAAGAUGAAUGCUUUUGGUUAGAUUUACAUCUUAAAAUUGUAAGCAAUAUGAUACGUUCACAAACGAAACUUGAAUGCUACUAUGGAAUCUUGGAUAAAAUUGUUAAAAAUAUGAAGAAUAUAAAAGAUGAAGCUGAUCCGUUGUAUCUGAAAUUACGUAAACAAUUUAGUAAGAUUAUGGAAGCCUUGAUCGAAAAUGAAAAUGGCCCAUCAGAGCUCUAUUAUGUAUUUGGAACACUUCAAUUUGGUAAUUAUGAAGAUACUUCAGGAAACCCAACUUAUCCAGCAAUAUAUAAAACUUUUGCAAUCGGACCUAAUAAUGGCGAUGACUGCCGAAAGAAUUUUGCAGAUUUUGUUUAUGACAUUAACAGUCAAAGUCUUCUAUCAUUUUUUGUUAUGCAUUUUGAUAAAAGUUUUACCGAUAAAUGCGGAGAUCUCAAUUUAGAAAAUUGUAGACUAGAACGGCUAUCAGAUCCAACAGAAAUUCUUAGCCUUCACGUUAGAAGAGACUCUAAAUACUACAGAAUUCUGAUCGUUGAUAAACAACAGUUGAUAUUAUACUUAGUGGUUCGCUUUUAUAGUCGCUUCUAUUUUUUGUCCAAUUUUUAUAUGUGUAACAAAACCAAAAAAAUUAUAAUUAAGCCCGAUUUACUGGAUGAUUUUGUAGAUUAUUAG
This is a messenger RNA of Trichoplax adhaerens, 750 nucleotides long. RefSeq lists its product as uncharacterized. The record is from RefSeq and is a predicted model, not a curated record. Bases 1 to 750 code for a protein of 249 amino acids. NCBI's taxonomy places the organism in Eukaryota, Metazoa, Placozoa, Uniplacotomia, Trichoplacea, Trichoplacidae. The transcript has a single exon.